Molecule: messenger RNA, 1329 nt
Organism: Merops nubicus (carmine bee-eater)
Lineage: Eukaryota; Metazoa; Chordata; Aves; Coraciiformes; Meropidae
Product: zinc finger and BTB domain-containing protein 14-like
Biological process (GO): regulation of transcription by RNA polymerase II
Cellular component (GO): nucleus
Molecular function (GO): RNA polymerase II cis-regulatory region sequence-specific DNA binding; protein binding; DNA-binding transcription factor activity, RNA polymerase II-specific
Source: RefSeq, a predicted model, not a curated record
GAGUUUUUCAUCAGUAUGUCUGAAACCAUUAAAUACAAUGACGACGAUCACAAAACUGUGUUCCUGAAAACCUUGAACGAGCAACGCCUGGAAGGGGAGUUCUGCGACAUCGCCAUCGUGGUGGAGGAUGUUAAGUUCCGAGCACACAGGUGCGUGCUGGCUGCCUGCAGCACCUACUUCAAAAAGCUCUUCAAAAAACUGGAAGUGGACAGCUCGUCGGUGAUAGAGAUAGAUUUUCUUCGUUCUGAUAUCUUCGAGGAGGUUCUCAACUACAUGUACACGGCGAAGAUUUCUGUUAAGAAAGAGGAUGUGAAUUUGAUGAUGUUUGGCAUUCGGUUCCUGGAUAAACUCUGCUCUCAAAAAAGGGACGUGUCGAGCCCUGAAGACAACACCCAGUCCAAAAGCAAGUACUGUCUGAAAAUCAACCGCCCCAUGGGGGAGCCCAACGACACCCAGGACGACGAGGUGGAAGAGAUUGGAGAUCACGACGACAGCCCGUCGGACGUGACGGUGGAAGGGACUCCCCCCAGCCAAGAGGAUGGCAAAUCCCCCACCACCACCCUCCGUGUCCAGGAGGCCAUUCUGAAGGAGCUGGGCAGCGAAGAGGUUCGGAAAGUCAACUGCUACGGGCAAGAGGUGGAGCCCAUGGAGGCGACGGAAUCGAAGGACUUGGGCUCUCAGACCCCUCAGGCUCUGACCUUUAAUGAUGGUAUCAGCGAGGUGAAGGACGAGCAGACCCCAGGCUGGACCACGGCCGCUGGGGACAUGAAGUUUGAGUACCUGCUCUACGGCCACAGGGAGCACAUCGUGUGCCAGGCUUGUGGCAAGACCUUCUCCGACGAGGCGCGGCUGAGGAAGCACGAGAAGCUCCACACGGCCGACAGGCCCUUCGUGUGUGAGAUGUGCACCAAGGGCUUCACCACCCAGGCCCACCUGAAGGAGCACCUGAAGAUCCACACGGGUUACAAGCCCUACAGCUGCGAGGUGUGCGGCAAGUCCUUCAUCCGCGCCCCCGACCUGAAGAAGCACGAAAGGGUCCACAGCAACGAGAGGCCCUUCGCCUGCCACAUGUGUGAUAAAGCUUUCAAGCACAAGUCCCACCUCAAAGACCACGAGAGGAGGCACCGAGGAGAGAAGCCUUUUGUCUGCAGCUCCUGCACGAAGGCCUUCGCCAAAGCCUCGGAUCUGAAGAGGCACGAGAACAACAUGCACAGCGAGAGGAAACAGGUCACGGCGGCCAACUCCAUCCAGAGUGAGACAGAGCAGCUACAGGCAGCAGCUAUGGCUGCUGAGGCAGAGCAGCAGCUGGAAACUAUAGCCUGUAGUUAA